Messenger RNA from Coffea arabica (coffee), 558 nucleotides. RefSeq lists its product as uncharacterized. Lineage: Eukaryota; Viridiplantae; Streptophyta; Magnoliopsida; Gentianales; Rubiaceae. The record is from RefSeq and is a predicted model, not a curated record.
AUGCCAUUCGGAUUAACUAACGCACCAGCUGCUUUCAUGGAUUUAAUGCAGAGAGUCUUUAAAAAGUACUUGGAUCAGUUUGUAGUAGUUUUUAUUGAUGAUAUCCUAGUAUAUUCUAAGACUCGAGAAGAACAUGUUCAACACUUGAAAAUGGUUCUGCAGAUCUUAAGAGAGCAUAAGUUGUAUGCUAAAUUUAGUAAGUGUGAAUUUUGGCUGGAUGAAAUUUCGUUUCUGGGGCACAAAGUUUCGAAAGAUGGAAUUGCUGUAGAUCCGGCAAAAGUUGAGGCAGUCACAAUGUGGAAACAGCCAGAAACUCCAACCAAGGUUAGAAGUUUCUUGGGUCUAGCAGGUUACUACAGGCGAUUCAUUAAGGACUUUUCAAAGAUUGCUGGACCUAUGACAGAACCGACAAAGAAAAAUAAUAAGUUUAUUUGGUCUCCAAAGUGCGAAUCCGGUUUUCAGGAGUUAAAAAGGCGCUUAGCAUCAGCUCCUGUUUUGACGUUGCCUAAUGGAGUAGAGGUUAUGUCGUAUACUCUGAUGCCUCUAGGGAAGGUGUAG